AUGAAACAGUUUGGGUUAGCAGCAUUCGAUCAAUUAAAGGAUGGAAAGUACAAUAAUGUGAAUAAAACCAUACUAGAAAAGCAAUCAAUCGAAUUAAAGGAUCAGUUAAACGUCUUCCAAGAACGGCUCGUAGAAUUUGCAAAAAAACAUAAUAAUGAGCUCCAAGCGUCUCCAGAAUUUCGCUCAAAGUUUAUGCAUAUGUGCUCAUCGAUUGGAAUUGACCCUUUAUCUUUGUUUGAUCGAGAUAAACAUUUAUUUACAGUUAAUGACUUCUAUUAUGAAAUAUGUCUAAAAGUUAUAGAAAUCUGUCGGCAAACUAAAGAUAUGAAUGGAGGCGUCAUUUCCUAUGAAGAACUGGAAAAAGUGCAUUUUCGAAAGCUGAAAGUAGGAAUUGAUGAUUUGGAAAAGUCUAUCGAUAUGCUGAAAAGCCUAGAAUGUUUUGAGAUAUUUCAAAUUCGUGGGAAGAAAUUUUUGCGUAGCGUUCCAAAUGAGCUUACGUCUGAUCAAACUAAGAUCUUGGAGAUCUGCUCUAUUUUAGGUUACUCGAGUAUUUCCUUGUUGAGAGCAAAUUUGGAAUGGGAAGCCGUGAGGAGCAAAUCAGCUCUAGAUGAGAUGGUCGCCAACGGUUUACUGUGGAUAGAUUACCAAGGUGGUGUAGAGGCAUUAUAUUGGGACCCCUCCUGGAUUACCAAGCAACUGUGA
Molecule: messenger RNA, 702 nt
Organism: Saccharomyces eubayanus
Lineage: Eukaryota; Fungi; Ascomycota; Saccharomycetes; Saccharomycetales; Saccharomycetaceae
Gene: SNF8
Product: ESCRT-II subunit protein SNF8
Exons: 1
Coding region: 1-702 (233 amino acids)
Biological process (GO): protein transport to vacuole involved in ubiquitin-dependent protein catabolic process via the multivesicular body sorting pathway
Cellular component (GO): ESCRT II complex
Source: RefSeq, a predicted model, not a curated record